This is a messenger RNA of Lineus longissimus, 1955 nucleotides long. RefSeq names its product etoposide-induced protein 2.4 homolog. Gene Ontology annotation, biological process: macroautophagy. Gene Ontology annotation, cellular component: endoplasmic reticulum. NCBI's taxonomy places the organism in Eukaryota, Metazoa, Nemertea, Pilidiophora, Heteronemertea, Lineidae. The record is from RefSeq and is a predicted model, not a curated record. The coding region runs from base 155 to 1189 and encodes 344 amino acids. The transcript has 9 exons.
UUCAUCAUGGAUUCAAAAACAAAAGUCAAUGAAAAGCGAACGAAAAUAAAUAAUUUUUAGCCCAAAAUUGCAAAAGAAUAGGACACCUUCCCGCUUCAUCAAGAUCAUUUUCUUGCGUCAAGAAGCAAUGUAUGAAUAAAAAAGACGUUUUAAAAUGGCAGAUACCAUCAAACUCAUAACUUUGGGAAUUGCCAAGGGAUUACAAGAUGCUAUUCUUGGGUCUUUGCGGGUUUACAAACUGGACCAUGAGGGCAGGGAGGAAGUUGAGGAAGUUCAGCAGACAUCUGAGCCAAGAAGCACACUUGCCAAAAGACGAGCAGAGAAGAUGAAAGGAAUGGAGACGAAGACUUCUACUAAAAAAGAGGAACCAAAAGUGUUGCAAAGAAUUGUACUGUGCUGUGCAUGGAAUGGAGGAGUGUUCUGGGCCAGUAUGCUCAUCUUUAACAGCCUCUUGAUGCCCCUGAUUCACUACAUGACAGAAUUAUUAUUUAACAGCUCCUCGAGCCAGAACCUUGUCUGGGCCAGGCUGGGUCCAAUGCUGAGUUGGACAUUCAGCACAUUGUGGGUUCUACCUCUGUUUAUACUCAGUAAAAUAGUCAACAGUUUGUGGUUUCGAGACAUUGCUGAGGCAGCAUAUAGAAAGUCUCGUGGUCGGCCUCAACUUCCAAGUCUCAGUAAAAUGAUAGCCGAUGUUCUCUUCAGUAUAGUGCUUCAAAUUUUCUUCUUAAUUCAGGGAAUGUUAGCCCGUUACCUGCCAAUCCAUGGAGUGGGGGAGUUGGUCAGCUUGAUCCACAUGUGUCUACUCUACUCACUGUACGCCUUUGAGUACAAAUGGUUCAACAUGGGUUGGGAGGUUCACAAACGAGUCUCAUACAUCGAGACCAAUUGGCCAUACUUCGUAGGAUUCGGUCUUCCACUUGCCGUGCUCACUGCUUUGCCAUCAUCUUUGAUCAUCAGUGGUUGUGUGUUUUCGAUCCUGUUUCCGCUCUUCAUCAUCAGUGGGAACGAAGCUGCACCAAUACAGCAAUCAUAUUGUGAAUUCCCGCUCCGACUCUUCUCGUUUGUGAUAUCGAUUAGCAACGCCAUUUUCCAUCGAGCUAAUAGAGGUAAUCCACCCAGUGUACGUGGGACGCCCGCCGGGUCCCCGGCAAAACACGGUAUCUUGAAAGACCCCAACAAGACCAGGUGAACCGAAAGAAUUUUAGGACAAUUUGAACUUUGAACGUAGGCUUCUUGGGACGGUUGGGUGAUUUUUCGACCUGCUAAACGACACCGUGGCAUCCUUGAAAUCAUGAUGGUUUGCUGGUAGAUUUGACUUCAAUGGUGCGACUUCAGUAAUGAAAAGCACUGCACUGUCUACUUUCUCUUAAAAGACAGGAUUGAAUGUCAAUGAAAUAGUUCAAAUAUGUUGACGUGCAUCAAUGCAUGUAACUGUCCUUCUGUGAAAAAUUCAAAUUGGUAGAAUUUUCAAAAAUUUAUUAUUCGCUGCAACUAUGGUUUAUUUUGCUAUGUGAUGGUGCUUUGUAGUGACUGCUCAGCUGUAUAUAUUCUUUAUCUAGGGGUUUCCACUGUGAAAUUAGUAUUCAUAAUAAGCAAGGACAGCAUGGAAUAGAUUCAAGACCAUUCUGAAAAAUAGCUGUUCUGACUUUUCUUAGCAUCCUUGGGACUUGUCCUUGUUCUAUUUGAAGGUGUUAAAUGGUGUAUAAAUUGCAUGUACUGGUACGUGUAUUCUACAUUAUAUGUUGGACCAGAAGAUCUACUGACCAGUUAUAGACAAGUUCUGACUUUACAUGUGCUUACUUGGAAAACUGAAGUUUUCGAGGCGUUGGAUUAAUUUUGAUGUAACUUAUAAACUAUUAGUAAUGGAAGUGUUUGAAAACAAAAUGUUGUCAUUGCUAAAUGCUUUACAUGUACAAAUCAAACCGUGAUUAUUUUAAAAUUGUUAAUAAAUUAUU